This is a messenger RNA of Oppia nitens, 1706 nucleotides long. RefSeq names its product nucleolar transcription factor 1-like. Lineage: Eukaryota; Metazoa; Arthropoda; Arachnida; Sarcoptiformes; Oppiidae. The record is from RefSeq and is a predicted model, not a curated record. The coding region runs from base 334 to 1674 and encodes 446 amino acids. The transcript has 4 exons.
AAUCACUGCCUCAUGUGUUGCGCAUUGAGUCGACAGCUUUCGCAGCCAUUUGUCUCUCGCCAUACAUUUGCUGUACUUUAAGACAAAACGUUUAGUGCUUUUCAAAUACAAACAAUCUUUUAGUGAAAACAACAUUUCAUUGCAUUUCUUAUUAAUUGUUUUUAAUCAUCUAUUUUAGUGCUUAAUUGUUGUGUAAAUUAUAGUUAUCUAACGGUUUGUCGGUUGGAUUUGUUAGAGCACUGGGAGUUCAAUACUAAUAUAAGAGAGAGAGAGAGAGCCAACACAACACUUGUAUUUCAAAAGUGAAAGUCAGUCCUAUUAUUGGAUGAUAUCAUGUCCUCAACGCAGAGAAAACAGAAACGAAGGGAAAAACACAACACAUCUACUGAUUCAAUACUAUCGGUGACCACAUCACCAUCAAAGGGAUCAGUUUCACCCUCGAAAAAGGCUAAAUAUGAAGAACCAGAGUUGGAUCCAAUAAAUGAAUUGGUAGUAACAGCCACUCCAGCCAGCGAUGCGACUCUUGGAUGGCCUACGGAUGACUUGAAUACAUUAAUAAAUAAUUUGGCCAAAUGUUUGCCAAAGAAUGAUGUGGCGAAAUAUCUGACACUUAUAGAGAAGUUGGACUUUGAAAAGGUUAGGUUUGGCAGAUAUUCAGCACAAGAAUGUAAAGACAAAUGGUUUGAAAUUAUGAACAGAUUGCGUCGGUACCGGACAUUGACUGAUAUGGUUGGUGACGCUCGGGUGUGGUUAAAGGCCCCGUGGCAGACAUACAACAACUCUAAGAAGAUUAAACAUCCAGACUUUCCUAAGAAACCAUUGACGCCAUUCUUUAGAUAUUUUAUGGAAAAACGAGAAAAGUUUGGUCGAACACAACCCGGCGCCAGUGUCACCGAUUUGGCCAAAUUGUUGUCCGCAAAGUUUGCACAACUCAAUGAUCGCAAAAAACAAAAAUACAAAGAAGCCUAUGAUCGGGAAUACGCCGAAUAUAAACAAAAACUGGAACAAUUCAAAGUGGAUCACCCGGAAGUGGAGUUUUCAUCUAUGAGUAAAACACAAUCAUCACACGGUCACGCACAAGAAGGUCCACCCAGACCUAAGACACCGGUGCAGCUAUUUAUGGAGGAAAAGACUAAAAAGAUUCCGUCCAAUAGUGAAGAUAGGAAAGAGAAAACUGACAAAAUUAAGAAAAGUUGGACUCAACUCAGUGAAGGCAAGCGAAUCAAAUGGAUCAGAAGGGCUUUGGCUGAUGAACAACGAUAUCAAACACAACUUCAAGAAUAUAUGAAAGAACACCCGAGUUUUGAACCAAACAAAAAGUUCAAAAAUGUUUUGACGAAAAUGGAAAUUCAAUUGAAAGACAAAUUUGACGGUAAACCCGAACGACCGCCUAAUUCGGGUUAUAGUUUGUUCUCAAAGAUAAUGUUACGCGAACUUAAAGACGUGGCCUCUAAGGAAAAGAUGGUCGUCAUUGCCAAACGUUGGAAGGAAUUGUCUGAAAAUGAAAGACAAGGUUAUAAUAAAGAGGCGCAAAAGGCUAACACCAAAUAUGUCGAAAAAUUUAACACUUAUUUGCAUUCAUUGCCCGAAUCUGAGAGAGAAAAGGUUUUGAGUGAAAACAAACUGAAACUUCCGUCAGAAAAGAAACUCAAACAACAAUUAACUAAUGAAUAAACAAAAUAAUAUUACAAUUCAUUGUUGAGUAA